Molecule: messenger RNA, 2069 nt
Organism: Leptinotarsa decemlineata (Colorado potato beetle)
Lineage: Eukaryota; Metazoa; Arthropoda; Insecta; Coleoptera; Chrysomelidae
Product: lysosomal acid phosphatase-like
Source: RefSeq, a predicted model, not a curated record
AUGCCCGUGCAGGUUUCUUCUGAAGCAGUUCUACCUAAUGCAAUCGUGGAUAUCGUCAAUAAGUACGGAAAAUCUAGAACUUGUAGAGUAUUCAUGGACGCAGGCUCUCAGAUGAUUGCGAUGAAGGCACCAUGUGACAAGUACGAUAAAAUGUUCGAACAGAUGAGGGUGUCACCAGAAAUUCUCGAAUUGGAAGCAAAUCAUAAAAAUUUAAUGGACUACUUGACUGAACACACGGGCCAAAACAUAACUAACAUCGAAGGCGUUGAAGAUAUAUACAAUACCUUAGAAAUAGAGGAGCUGAACAAUUUGACUUUGCCAACUUGGGUAAAUGAAACUCUCAUGGAAACUAUGAGAGUCUUAGCUGCCCGAAAUUUGGCACUAUAUUCAGAAACCCAGUAUAUGCAGAGAGUCAAAGGAGGAGUUCUUGUCAAAAAUAUCAUCGAUUCAAUGGAAAGAAUUUUGAAGGGAGAACAGGAGCCAAGAUUGUACUUGUAUUCAGGUCACGACAUAACACUUGUUCACAUCCUCAGAACUUUGCAACUUGUUGGCACUUCGCUGAAGCCGAGUUUUGGAGCUUCUUUGAUAUUUGAAUUAUACUCGAAUGGAGGAGUGAAGAUGAUUUAUAGAGACUCAUGGGAUGGUAAUCCAGAAAUUUUGGAACCUUAUGAGUGUUCAUCUCCAUGUGACUUACAAAGAUUUAGAAACUCACUGGAAGCUGUUCUACCAUCAAAUUGGAAGCAAGAAUGUGAACUCAAAUCAGGGUACUAAAUGCAAAAUGACGAAAAUUCAUAAGAUAUUUCAUUUGAUUUCAAAAAUUAUAUCAGUGAGUUAUUACGAGUUGUUAAAAUUAGUAUGAAUGAGAGGUUUUAUCCCUAGUAAUAGAACUAAUCAGUUUAGUUAGCAAAUUAUUCGUUCAGUUCUAGAUUUAUGUUGGAAACUAUUAAAUUGGUCAAUGGUCAAUGUUACCUUGACAUCAUUACUAGUUUCUGUUUUCAUUGAAAGUUGAAGAAUUCAGUAAUCUAUUGAAAAAACUGGAAAAAGAAAAUACCAUAAUCCAAGAGAAAUUUGAACAACUCGAAAGGAAAACUAAAGAAAAUAAUAACAUCGUCGUAUUUGGGCUGGAACAUCCAGGGCAGGGAAUCACAGUAGAUUACAUUACACGCGAGAUUGAGAGAUUAGUUGGAAUUGAGGUCCAGGAGACUGACCUAAACAAUUUCUAUUCUCUAAAAACAGAAACCGCACCUAUAAAAGUGGAAUUUGUGUCAUACCUAAAAAAAUCUUCGGUGCUGAUGAGCACGAAGAAACUUAAGGAAACGAAUAUAUACAUUGCUCAUGAUUUGACCCUAAAACAACGGCGAAAUUACAAUACUCUGAGAAAACAUCUAUAUGUCACCAAACAAGAUCAAAACACGAACUGCUUCAUCAGAAACAACAGGCUUCACGUUAACAAUAGGAUUUACACGGUGGAAGAUCUAGAAGCAACGGAAAACCUCGAAACGCAGGAAAAAGCUAACAACGCUCCAGGCACCCCAACCCACCCAUCGCAAAUCCAUCAAAAACAACAAAUAGAAAACUCACUGGCUAUAGGAACUAGACAACACCCAAUACAACCUUCUUUUCCCUCCCCAGAUCCCUUAUUCACUGGUACUCUUAAAAAAGAGCUAACCAGAAAAGAGCUUGAAGAGAAAAAUAAAAUAGAAACUCGCUUCAAUGAAUCAAGAAACAAUAAUUGAAGAAAGAGGAAGGUAAUUCAUGGAUGCAUUUAUAAGAAACUAUAAGGUGAUUCAAAUAGACACAUUUUGUACUGCAAAUCUCUCAAAAUGUAACAAAAAACUGAAUGAAACAGAACGUGAAGCAUUUUCUCUAUUACAUAAUAACGUGAGAAGUCUCCAUAGAAAUUUUGAUGAACUACAAGUGAUGCUCAAAGGGUUCAGCCUCAAUUUUGACUGCAUAGUAUUAACGGAAACUUGGAGAUUGCAUAAUUUGGAUAUCUUUGAGAUGGAGGGAUAUGACAUUAUAUAUUCAGAGGGAGAUUUGAACAAGUGUGACGGCAUUGUGGUGUAUAU